This is a messenger RNA of Astyanax mexicanus (Mexican tetra), 6098 nucleotides long. It is a transcript of the gene kcnh2a, whose product is annotated as potassium voltage-gated channel, subfamily H (eag-related), member 2a. Gene Ontology annotation, molecular function: inward rectifier potassium channel activity. The transcript is spliced from 17 exons. The record is from RefSeq and is a predicted model, not a curated record. Gene Ontology annotation, cellular component: membrane. Gene Ontology annotation, biological process: potassium ion transmembrane transport; regulation of heart rate by cardiac conduction; regulation of ventricular cardiac muscle cell membrane repolarization. Bases 805 to 4389 code for a protein of 1194 amino acids. NCBI's taxonomy places the organism in Eukaryota, Metazoa, Chordata, Actinopteri, Characiformes, Acestrorhamphidae.
CUUACUGCACAGGAGUUGAGGAGCUCAGUUCCUCUGGAGCUUCAGAUUAGGAUUACCACCUGUCCCGGUUUUCCCAGGACUAUCCUUCUUUUUAUUGUUUGGUCCCGGAAAAAAAUCUCAUUUAAUGUCCCGGUUUUCUGACUAUUUAGACUUUUUCUGCACGCAUUAAAUUUGUCUUUUUCUCGCUAACGUGCACAAUUGUGCUGUGGAAUCAUGUGACUUUACUAUCCAAUUGAUACAGGCGGCUUCUACGGAUAGUGAAUCAAAUAUUAAGGAGGGAGAUUUAAAACAUUUAAAACAACUCUAUAGACAUUUACUGUGUAUAUCUUAUCUUAAGAGAUAAAAGUGAAGAUAGGAAACACACAUAAGCCUGAAACACACAUUAUAGGCAUCUCCUUACCUAGUUUUCCAUCUGAUGUGCUCUCCUUCCUUAACCCUAUUGUCAAGAGGGUGCAAAAGCAAGCACUUGCAAAUCUCACACCAGUACUCAGAUAAGCAAGUGGCAACCCUACUUCAGACACAUCUGCAAAGAUUUGCUUCAUUUCAGCUUCGACUGAAUUCAAACUGGACAGAUGACAGCCACACUGCCCUGGAUAUCAUCAAAAUGUACUUUUCAGAGGAUGCUUUGGCAGCCUGCUCAAGGAAUAGACUGGGCUAAUUACACUGGAAAGAACAACUUUGCCACAGGCCAGAUUCUCUUAUUACUCUGUAACUUCACUGACCGACUGAGAUCGUAAAUUCAUCAUCGCUAAUGCACGAGUGGAGAACUGUGCCAUCAUCUUCUGCAAUGACGGCUUCUGCAGUAUGUGCGGCUACACACGCGCAGAGGUCAUGCAGAAACCGUGCACCUGUAGCUUCCUGUACGGGCCUCACACAGGAAGAUCUGCUGUGGCUCAGAUGGCUAAAGCCCUGCUGGGAUCUGAGGAGAGGAAAGUGGAGAUCUCUCUGUAUAGGAAAGAUGGUGUGUGUUUCCCAUGUUUGGUGGAUGUGGUUCCAGUGAAAAACGAGGACGGAAUGGUCAUCAUGUUCAUCCUCAACUUUGAGCUCCCAGACCAGCAGGACAAAGUAGUAAACACUUCACCACUGAAACAGCGCAACAUCAAGCUGCCCAUUCCCUGGCUCUCUAAAGCUUGCAACAAGCACAAUUUCAGGUUUCCCCGGCCUCUGCUGAAUCUGAGCAGCAGUAAGCAGUCUCUGCAUGACGAUGCUGAGGUGGGUCACAUGCGGGAAAUGCCUCACAUGGGUCAUGAGUCAGUGGCCCUGGACAAGCUGCUGUCCCUUCCUGAACGUGCUGCACUCGAAGGGCCCCCACUGCUCCUGUGGGAGAAUGAGCCGCCGCUGGAGUCUCACUGUAAUCUGCAGCCCUCAGCUCCAGUCCAGCCACUGUCCCAGGGCUUCACUCUGUCCUCCCCCCGACUGCACUGCCCCAAGCCGGACGCAUCGCCCUCCAACUGCAGCAUGUCCCACAGCCGCUCCUGCGAAAGCCUGUGCAGCAUGCGCCGCUCGCCCUCCAACGACUUCAUCUGGGACAAGAAGCUGCCCAUCAGGCCCAACAGCACAGGUACCAUGCGUCGUAAAGCCAGCAUGCCCAACUGUACAUCAGACUCUGACCUGAUGCGGUUCCGCUCACUAAAUGUGGGAGGAGCAACAGCACACAACCUGAUAGACUUCAAGCCGGACCCGCUAAUCACUCUCCCUCAGAGUGAAAUUGAUAUUAUUGCCCCCUGCAAGCUGAUAGACCGCACCCACAACGUGACGGAGAAAGUCACUCAGGUACUGUCUCUGGGAGAUGACGUCCUUCCUGAGUACAAACUCCAGGCUCCGCGCAUCCACAAGUGGACCAUUCUGCACUACAGCCCCUUCAAGGCUGUGUGGGACUGGGUCAUUCUGCUGCUGGUAAUCUACACGGCCAUUUUCACUCCCUACUCAGCGUCCUUCCUGCUCAGUGACGAGGAGGAGGUCGCUAUGCAGCGCUGUGGUUACUCCUGCAGCCCACUCAAUGUGGUGGACCUCAUUGUGGACAUCAUGUUUGUUGUUGAUAUUGUUAUUAACUUUCGCACAACGUAUGUCAAUGCCAAUGACGAGGUGGUCAGUCAGCCCGGCCACAUUGCUGUCCACUACUUCAAGGGCUGGUUCCUCAUCGACUUGGUGGCUGCGAUUCCAUUUGACCUGCUUAUCUACCGCUCUGGAGAGGAGACAACCACUCUGAUUGGCCUGCUGAAGACUGCUCGCCUAUUGCGAUUGGUGCGUGUGGCCCGCAAGCUGGACCGGUACUCAGAGUACGGGGCAGCAGUGCUCUUCCUGCUGAUGUGCACCUUUGCACUGAUUGCUCACUGGCUGGCCUGCAUCUGGUAUGCCAUCGGGAACGUGGAGAGAAGUGGUCCAUCUCGAAUUGGCUGGCUGAAUUCUCUUGGUGAACAACUCGGCAAACCCUAUAAUGAGACUAUCCCAGGCUCAGGCCCGUCCACUAAAGACAAAUACGUCACUGCUCUUUACUUCACCUUCAGCAGCCUGACCAGCGUGGGCUUCGGAAACGUCUCCCCAAACACCAACUCAGAGAAGAUCUUCUCUAUCUGCGUUAUGCUUAUUGGAGCACUAAUGUAUGCCAGUAUCUUUGGAAAUGUAUCGGCUAUUAUUCAGAGACUUUACUCUGGAACGGCUCGCUACCACACCCAGAUGCUGCGAGUGAGAGAGUUCAUUCGCUUCCAUCAGAUCCCCAAUCCACUCAGACAGAGGCUGGAGGAGUAUUUCCAACAUGCGUGGUCCUACACCAAUGGCAUUGAUAUGAACGCUGUGAGUGUUCUUAAGGGCUUCCCUGAGUGUUUGCAGGCAGACAUCUGCCUGCACCUAAACCGAGCUCUGCUUCAGAACUGCAAAGCCUUCAAAGGCUCCACCAAAGGCUGCUUACGUGCCCUGGCCAUGAAGUUCAAGACCACCCACGCCCCACCGGGAGACACUCUGGUUCAUGCAGGCGAUGUCAUUUCAGCCCUCUACUUCAUCUCCAGGGGCUCCAUCGAAAUCCUCAGAGGAGACGUGGUAGUGGCCAUCCUGGGAAAAAAUGACAUAUUUGGGGAGCCCAUUAAUUUGUAUGCCCGUCCUGGGAAGUCCAGCGCUGACGUGAGAGCACUAACCUACUGUGACCUGCACAAGAUCCAAAGAGAGGAUGUACAGGAGGUUCUGGACAUGUACCCAGAGUUCUCAGACUACUUCUGGAGCAAUCUGGAGAUCACCUUCAACCUCAGAGAUGUCAGCAUCAUUUCUGGGUCAGUGGACAACGAGGAGUCCGAGAAGCCCUGCCUUAACCGGCACCUGCAGAGGUCAAGACUGUCCUUCAGUCAGAGAAAUGAGAAAGACAGCACAGUAAAUGCAGAAACUAAACCCAGCAGAAGCACUCCGCAGUCUCUGAGCCAGAAAAGCCGACCAAACAAAGACAAAGAACAGAGAGUUCAUGAACAUGCAGACUCUUCAUCCUCUCACCCCAGCAGUGAUGAUGAAGAGGACUCGAAAGAAACCUCCACUCUCGUGGGCUUCUUCCAGAGUCAUUCUCCCAGCUUACACAUCAGCAGUAAAAGAGAGCAGACCAGCUGUAGCACUCUCUCAGGAGCAUUUGCAGGGGUUUCCAACAUCUUCAGUUUCUGGGGAGAGAGCCAUGCGCAUCAGUACCGGGAGGUGCCCAGUCACAGCAUGUCCUGCUCUCCCCCUUCACCCCCGCCAAGUACUUUCUUACGUAAUAUCACCCCCCGCCAGUGCAGCGAGGUGGAAAACAGACUGGAACUGCUGCAGAGACAACUUAACAGACUUGAGUCACGCAUGUCCACAGAUAUUGGAGCCAUCAUGCAGUUUCUUCAGAGACAGAUGGCUCUGGUUCCACCAUCCUACAGCACUGUGACAUCUCCUCCUGAAUCAUCCCCGAACCCACUUAGAGCUGGACAGAAGCUUGUGCAACCAGUCAAUCCCUUAGAAAUGGAAACGCCACCCACUCUCUCUCCGAUACUUGAUCUUCAGAAUAUUGGUGAUAUCCCUGCUAAAUCCAGCGAGGGUACUAAGGAGAAUCCUCUGGAUUUGGCUCCUGAAGGCCUGGAGUUUGACCCACAUCUCCAAAGGGCUUGUUCAGAUGCAGAGCCUCUGGGAAUGACCAAAAAAAGUCCUGAAAGGGGCACACGUGUUAUGAGGGCUCACCCCGACACACAGACUUCGGGAAUGACUGAUUUUCUAGGGAAUUCUACCCUGGGGGUGAGCUUCCGCGAAUCUACUCAAGAGCAACAUGGUCGACUGAGGCUAGACUUGAUGCCACCUGCGUGCAGAAGACGUCUUUCUUUGCAAGGGCAACACUCAACUGAGAAAUGCUCCUCAGUUCAGCAAAGACAUGGUUCUGAUCCUGGAUGUUAAGAACAGAGUGUUUGAUCAACCAACAGCCAGUGGGCCUGGUGUUGGAGAAACUGCCUGUGUUAGCUGGUCUAACAGUUCCUGAUGUUGUCAUUGUCCGAUAAUCCUCUGCUUCCCUUAUAUCAGUGUAAACAUUUAUAUUUAUUAUAUAGGACAGAGUUAUUCUACUUAAAAGAAACAUAAACUAAAUAUGUGUAAAUAUACUGUCAUAAACUGGUAUAGCAAACCAGUUUCUAAUAUUAUUAUUAUAGGGGCUAAUCAUAAAUGCACGUUUACUUAUAUGAACCAAUUUUAGACAAAGCAAUAUGAUUACUCAGUCUCACUCAGGAAGUAAUUAAAAAGCACACUGGUCUAGAAUAUCUUUGGUGGGAAAUAUUUUUUUGUGAAUACAGCUUAUAAUUAAUGUUCAUUUACAACAGAAAUUGUAAAGAACAGAACAUUAAUUAAUUAAAUAAUUUAUAUAAUAAGAAUUAAAUGAUAAAUAACCAUUUUAAAUAAUUUUUUGGGACUGGACCAAGACCACUUCCUCCCAAGGGUCUCAAAGUUGCGUUUGUUUUGAUCCACAUUUGAGUGUGAUCACUGUAUUCACACCUGUCCAAACAAAUCACACAAAGGGUGAAAAUGAACCAGACAAGUGCUGGUGUAAAAAUAAUCUUACUAAGGCAGUGUUUAAAUUAGUUCACAGCUAAUUUUCACUGUACAAAACAUGUAGAUUAAACAUGUAGAUUCUUCAACAGUAUUCUAGACCACUAAAAUGAAGCCAUAAACGUUUUUUGUUAGUUUAAAAAAAAAAUAGCACAAAUCUAAAAGGGUAUGUAAAAAUUAUGUAGCAGAAUGUACUGUAGAAAAUGUACUAGGGUGUUCAUAGACUAAUAGACAGACCAACUACUGUAGAUUUCUCUUCAAUCUAUUAUAAAUACUCAGUGAUGGAAAGACUACUACUAAAACAUUCUAGUCAGGUAAAUAUUUUACACAAGAACUAAAUAAAUAAAUGUACUUGUCAAGUAAUUUACUUGUUUCAGGAAAAUAAAAUGUAGGCUGCAUUAAACUUUUAUUUAUUAAUAAAGUGUAUGGGUUGUAGACAAAUUAAUGGUCUUUGAAGGACAAAAAUCACUAUUACAAAGGCAGUGAGUUAAAAACAUUAAAUAGAAGAAAAAUUAUGUGCAAUUUACAUCAAAUAAGAAAAUACAGUAAAACUAAGGACAAAAGAGGAUCAGAAGAAUUGUUUUAUCUUAUUUUAUUUCCUCUCUUUAAUAUAAUUCUUUAAGCUUUUAAAUUGGUUUACGCCUUUUAACCAUAAAACUGCACAAGCUAAACUAAAGAAAAAUUACUACUGCUAAUGCUAACAUCUAAUGGCUACAACAAUUUAUACUUUUUAUAAUUCUUAUUUUUAUUUGCACAACAAUAAAAAGUGUACACCUAAAGCAUGUAUUUACACAUUUCGUAUUAGCAAAUUUAUGCUCAUCUGUAACAGUAACAAAUAUGAUUGUCAAACAUUUUGGUAAAUUUAAGGUUUAUUGAUCUGUAACAAAUCUUAGUUCAGUCUCUUGAUAUAUUUUGUAGUUCUAGGUUUUAAGACUGCCUAAAGCAAGCAAUAUGGGGAUACUUUAUCAAUUUAUCAGGACACAAUUUUUGGGAAUGCUGAUGGAGAUGAUACUUGUAAAACAUCCUAUUAUUUCUGCCAAAUAAUUAAAUAAAAAAUAUUUACUGCA